Alternaria atra is the source of this 2214-nucleotide messenger RNA. RefSeq lists its product as uncharacterized. The record is from RefSeq and is a predicted model, not a curated record. Bases 1 to 2214 code for a protein of 737 amino acids. NCBI's taxonomy places the organism in Eukaryota, Fungi, Ascomycota, Dothideomycetes, Pleosporales, Pleosporaceae. Gene Ontology annotation, cellular component: nucleus. The transcript has a single exon.
AUGGCACCCAAAAAACCGCGCGAUCGCAAACGGCAGACCAAAAUCAACUUCUCGCCUGCCCCCAAAUCCUCGCCUGCGACGAAAUCGAGUGCUGCCACAACCAUGGGGACCUCGCCCUCGCGGCCGAACCUGACGGCUAUGCGACCGACAAAAGCGCCCAGCAGAGCUUCCAAAAAGAACAAGCAAGACUUCUGGGGUGAGGAUGAAUUGGCAGCCGGAAUAAAGCGAGGAAAGGGGUUGGGCAAGCUCAUCGGAAGCACGGCGCAUGGCAUGUUCGACAGCUCCAGCAGUGAUUCUGCCGGUUCCACAGCUCCAGAAGAGGACGAACCACCGAAGCUUGUUGAGUCACAAAUGCGAAGAAGAGCAGCGACGUACAGCGAAAGCGGAUCUGAGGACGAAGAGGACGAGGAAGACGAGGUGCCAGUGGAGGAGCCUAAAUCACGAAAGCGAAGACGAGCCACGACGCCCAGCGAAUCUGGGGACGAGGAGCUUACAGUUACAGUUAUCCCACGCAAGCGACAACGCCGCGUCAAAAUCGAGUCUGAUAGCUCAGAAAAACCGAAGAAGGAAAAGAAGAAAGACAAAAAGGACAGCAAACGGCGCAAGACGAAGGAGAGUACGCCGGAGAAGGAAGAGACGCAGCCUGUACCUCGUAGCAGCCGACGAGGGGCUGUGAAGAAGGCUACGACACCAGAUGAAGAUGAUGAGGAGGACGAGCCUCUCACACCAGCUCCAAGGUCGAGGCGGAAGACCACCCGUAGGAAGUCUCCAUCUGCUGAGGAGGAAGAGAAGGAGCAGAGUCCACCACGAAGCACAAGACGCAGACUCAAAAGGCGAAAAUCCCCCUCAGAAGAUGAAGAGGAACCUUCAGCUACGCCUGAACCUGCGAAGCGCAGAAGCAGGGGAGAUGCUGUGUCGAAUGGAGAAGAUCUGGACGAAGCCGACGGAAGCGCAAAUGAACAAGAGGACAACGAAGAGCAGGAUGAGUUGAAAGAAGAACUCGCAUUCUUGAGAUCAUCUCCACUACCAGACCGUGGCAGAUUAAGAAGCACGCAAGACAAACCUAAGAAUAAACGGCAGGAAGCUCUUGAAGCGCUAAAAAGGCGACGUGCCGGCACUACAGGCACCAACGAGCCUUCUUCCUCCGUCACACCUGGGCGUAAAAGAGCGGUCGUGGUCGAUUCAGAUUCCGAGUCAGAGCUUGAGGUGAUUAAGGAAGAGCCAGAUAGUGAUCUUGAGAUCUUGGGACAGGACGAUAUCGAAGAUGACGAGCAAGAAGAGUCAGACCGUGAUGCCAAUGCCCUGGACAUGUUCCAAGAGGACCAAGAAGAUGAGCAGUUCAUCGACGACGACCCAGAUAACAUGAUUGGCGAACCAUCUGUCAACGACGACCUCGACGAAAUGCGUCUAGCAUUCAGCUUAUCGCGUGCGAAAACUCGGGAUUUAUUCAAACACGCUGUCGAGUGGAUGGUCAUGAAGAAAAUCCACCCAGGUUUCGAUUCGAACAAAAACGUCUACACGCUGACGUUCCGUAAACUGGAUGACGAAGUGAAGGGCCUCGCCGGAUCCAAAUACACAUCCUCAGCCUGGACAGCCGACUUUACAAGGGCUAUCCGCGCACGCCCAGAUCUCAUGAUCAACGAACUCAGCGCUGCCGAAAGAGCCGUAAUGUCACCACACUGCGAAGCAUGCAAUAGAAGCAACCAUACAGCAAGCUUCGAGCUCCUUCUCCAAGGUCAGCCCUACCACCCGGAAACACUGGAACCCCUUGCCAAUGCGUCAGAUUCCUCUGAUUCCGAUAGCGACGACAGCGACUCUUCCGGCCUGUCCUCCGACUCUGAAACCGCACUCAACGGCGAAAAACCAACUUACAACUACCAAAAAGACCGUAUACCCCCAGAAUCCCACCGCUUCCCUCUCGGCUCAACAUGCAAAGCCAACGCACAAGUUGCGCAUACGCUGUACCACUGGCGGUACAAUCUCUACCAGUGGGUGAAAGAUUACCUCAAGGCCGAGGGACAUUUGACGGCGGAGAAGCUGGUCAAGAGAGAUGGAAGGAGCGAUCGCAAGAGGGCAAAGGAGGCAAGGAAGAUUGUGGAUGCUAUGGAGGCGGAUGGGCAGAUCAGGUCGCUUUAUCAUUCGUACAAGACUCAGCUGCAGGCGGCGGUGGAGGCGGAUAAUGAUUAUGCGAAUGGCUGGGGAAGGAGGGGUUGA